Prunus armeniaca (apricot) is the source of this 273-nucleotide messenger RNA. NCBI's taxonomy places the organism in Eukaryota, Viridiplantae, Streptophyta, Magnoliopsida, Rosales, Rosaceae. The record is from the annotation of a GenBank genome assembly.
AUGGAAGGAGAAUCUGAAACCCAUGUUUCAACUAACCCACCACCACCACCAACCCUUCCACAAUAUGCUCCUCCACAAUCAUCCACUCCGCAAUCAACCCCUUUACCUAACACUUUAGGAAAAAGAAAGCUUUGUAAGAAUGCUUCGGGGGUUUGGGAUCAUUUCACAAAGAUAAAGUGUGAGGAUGAUAUUAGUGAGCCUAGAUGCAUAUAUAAGUAUUGUAAAAAGGACUAUGCACGUGAUGGUAAAAAGAAUGGCACAUCCACUUCGUGA